CGGGACGAGAUGGAUAUAAUGGCAUAGCAAGAGUAAGCUCAAAUGUCCAUUCUUCUGUCAACGGCCGUCUGAAGCUGACGUAAUCAUCUGGAAGCUGAUAUCAUCAUGGACAUUGACUUAUGGGCCUCAAGGGUCCGCUCUGCUAAGCACUUCUCUGCUGUCCAAGCUUCUCGCCUCAACUCUGAUAAUCAGUCCAUAGUUGAUGAUUCAGAAGGUGAUGAUGAUGCAAAAGCUUGCUUUCCAUGUCCCUUCUGUUAUGUUGAUAUUGAAGUACAUUUGGUCUGUAGCCAUCUGCAGGAAGAACAUUGCUUUGACUUGAAGAAUGCAGUCUGUCCACUAUGUGCAGCAAAUCUUUUGAAAGAUGCCACUGAACAUUUCAUUGUGCAGCAUACUAGUUUAUUAAAGCGCAGGAAAAGAUUUGAAAAAUCUGGUUUGUGGAAUGGUGGUUCAGCAAUGCUUAGCAAGGAAUUAAGCUCAUUUCUUGGAACUUCAACAAUUGGUAGAGGGAAUGCACAUGGAUCUGUAUCAGAUCCACUCCUAUCUCCGUUUCUUAGAAAUGCACCUCUCUCUGACAGUAAAGUGACACAGCAAGAUGAUUCUUCUGAUGAGGUCUCAGUGGUUUCUGAUUCGAAAAGGGAGCCAACAUUGGUAGAUGAAGGUCAUGAAGAGGAGAUUGAAGAGAGAAAGCAGAGAGCAACAUUCAUUCAACGGUUGAUCCUCUCAACCGUGUUCUGAGUUUGAAGUUUCCGAUACUGGUGCAUGAUUUUAGGAAGUGAAAUGGUUUCUGUAUGAGGUUUCCAGCAUGUAGUUCUGGAAAUGAUGGCCUAUGAAUGCUAAGCUUUAUGAAUGUAUUAAGUCUAUAUAUUUGUAGCCAAUUGGCUACGUUAUAGGGUGUCUAAGAAAAUUAAGGUAUACAAUCUUGAAGUUAGUUAA
Molecule: messenger RNA, 933 nt
Organism: Mangifera indica (mango)
Lineage: Eukaryota; Viridiplantae; Streptophyta; Magnoliopsida; Sapindales; Anacardiaceae
Product: protein DEHYDRATION-INDUCED 19 homolog 6-like
Exons: 5
Coding region: 106-735 (209 amino acids)
Source: RefSeq, a predicted model, not a curated record